Molecule: messenger RNA, 991 nt
Organism: Cimex lectularius (bed bug)
Lineage: Eukaryota; Metazoa; Arthropoda; Insecta; Hemiptera; Cimicidae
Product: kynurenine formamidase
Exons: 9
Coding region: 58-963 (301 amino acids)
Molecular function (GO): hydrolase activity
Source: RefSeq, a predicted model, not a curated record
GUAAUAAGUUCCAUAUAUCAGGUGUCAGGGCAUCAUUAGAAGUUCAGUUGUAACAGAAUGAGCGUUGUAAUUCCAAAAGAGGAAGAGUUCCGAAGGCAAUACAGGCCGAGGCUCUGGUGUAAAAGGCUCCCAGAAAAUGUAGUCGUGAAUAGACACAUGGAAGUCACAAGUGAAGCGAGUGAGACAAACAGGAAGUGCAUUCCAUUCGAAUCGGAUGUAUCUUAUGGAAGUAAGAAAACUGAAUUAGUGGACAUUUAUGGAAAGGACUCUGUACCUAAAGAUGCACCAAUAUUUGUUUACAUACAUGGAGGCUACUGGUAUAUGAUUGAAAAGAAUGUAUCAAGUUACUGUGCAAGACCUCUUUGGAAGAAUGGAAUCAGGGUCUUUGUUCCUGAUUAUGAUCUAGCGCCUGGAGCUACAAUGAAAGAGAUGGUAACACAGAUUCAGAAGAUGGCAAAGUUUGUUCUAGAGUAUGCUGUGAGAAAUGGAUCCAAGUCAGUUUGGUUUGGAGGACAUUCUGCAGGUGGUCACUUGUCAGCUUCGCUACUUGAUGAAAAUUGGCUGAAAAGUGUAGAUAAACCAAUGAGGGAUGUCUUUAAAGGUCUUAUCCUCAUAAGUGGUAUCUAUGACUUGAUCCCCAUCUUGAGGACGGAAUUUAACGAUUAUACAAAAAUGAGCUACGAAGAUGCUGUUGAAAAUAGCCCAGUCACCAAAGUAACAGAUUUUAUAGGAAAAUUAUUAAUUAAUCCAGAUUUUAAAGUUUUGUUUGUGCUAGCGGAAAAUGAUUCAGAAGCUUUCAAACAACAAUCAUGCCAGUACUUCAAGUUAUUGAAAAAAGUACAAAUUGAAGCUGAAUAUUUUCUUAUACCUGAAGUAGAUCAUUUUGAUAUGGUUGAAAAUCUUAAUGAAGAAUCUUUUAUCUUAACUAAACGCUUGAUAUCGCUGGUUAAGGGUUUGGAGUAAAAAAAAAUAUGUAAGAAAAGUUGUUACG